Messenger RNA from Aspergillus luchuensis, 615 nucleotides. RefSeq lists its product as uncharacterized. The record is from RefSeq and is a predicted model, not a curated record. Bases 1 to 615 code for a protein of 204 amino acids. The transcript is spliced from 2 exons. Lineage: Eukaryota; Fungi; Ascomycota; Eurotiomycetes; Eurotiales; Aspergillaceae.
AUGGACGGAAAGCUAGCAGGAGCCCUGGAUGAUGGCAAAAUAAUCAUCUAUUCUGUGUCGAGAGCAUUUGAGAUUGUUUAUCAGCCGGUACGUCACGCCAGUCCACGUACUGUAAGAGGGCCGACGGACCGUGUUGAGGGUAAGGCUAUCCUUACAGGCCAGCGGAAAUCCCGAACCUUCCCGUCUCAACCCACUGCAAGCCAAAUACUAGCCAGCUCAACUUUCGAAAGCCAUCUGCUUCGGCGGGAGUUCUUUCCCUGGCGCCCUGGAGAGAGUGGCCAGAGCAUCGAACAAAAGGGUGAAAGUUUAAUGGUUAAUUAUAACUAUGUCCGAUGUGACAAAUCGGGCCUGAAACAAACUUCCAGACUAUUGUCUCGGGAAACUGCUUCGACGCUCAUCCCACCCGGUUCCUUGGUGCUUCUUCGGGUGUUCCAUUCUAGUUUCCUAGCUUGCAGGAAGCUUCAUUACUUUAUGCAAGCUGUCAUGGACACGACCCAGCAUGUUCUUUCAUUCAUUGGGGCCCCCAACCUUGACAUGUCCUUCGAAGCAGUUCGACUGGCAUGGACAUUGCUGGAACUAUCUCGUGGUCUAGCCAAUUAUUGGAAACGUCCCUGA